UACGAGUUCGGCAAGGCCAUUCUGUGGAUGCAGACCCCGGACGGGCCGGCAGGGAGGCCGUUCUGGUGGGCGGCGUCCGUGUCCGCAUUCAGCGGCAACAUCAAGCCUGCAGCGCUCGCCUCCUUGCGAGACCGAAUGACGCUCAGGUUAGUAAUUAUUCCGGAGCUGCGGCACGCGCUCAUCACGCGCGCUGGCUUCGUGAAACCCGCCGGCACAAUGUUCAAGAACGAAGACCGUGACUACGUGGCCGACGAGCAGGUCAUGUACUCGCAGUGGGACCUUGAAGAGCUGGACUACCUGGACACAACGCCCUUCAGGGAAGCGGUAAUGGGGUGCCGGUGGGAGGUGGACUGUGACGAAGCCACCCCCACGAUCCGGGUCUGGGACAGGGGGGCUGAACCGCGGACUCUGCCCAAGAAGGAGAAGCUCCCGGCCGCCCCCUAUCUGUCAGCCUCGGUCGUGGAGUCGAUUGUAAACCCCCCCCGCUCCCUGGAACUAUGGGACCGCAAGAUCGUCCUCCAAAUCCGCCCGGACUCCCGCCUGGCUGUCAUGGCGGUCCGAACGGACACCGCGCACCCGGGGGUACUUGGGGAGAAGUUCCCCCCCAUUUCCGCCAUCACAGACCGCCUGGGUUGGGUGACCUCCAGCAGCCAAGAAUUCGACUUGACGGAGCGACCGGUCCAUCUAGUCAUGUAUCUAGCUGCGUGCGCGAGGGAGGUGGUCGGAGACGCGCGCGCGCUCGAGUCGUCAGUCAGGGCGGCGACACAACUGAUGUCAGACCUUCUCAGGUUUGACGGAACAGUGGGGAUCGCGGUUCUACCGGGCGAUACCCCGCUCGACUGGAUUGCAUCCGGUCUACAGAUAGUCGCCCGCAGGGUCAUCUGCUUGGUCCCCAAGAAACUGGAGGAAAGCUCCAUAACAGGACCCGCCCUCAUCACGAUAGUCUUAACUCACUUAAGUCCUAACGAAUUGUCUUUCUACUCUCAGAAGGGGUUCGGGAAGUUCGAGAAGUGGGGAGACAGUGGGACGAUGUACCAGGUCGUCUACUUGACUCCAGUCGGGUCCGAGCUGGAGCUCCCCGACCAGUCCAAGCAGUACGGGUUCGGGCUGACCCACAAGAGGUUCAAGCACGCCGGCACGUUCACGACCAGUCCGUGCACAGCGGACCCAGAGAGCCGGCCCCUGGAGACCAUCAACAACAUUCUCGAGGGCGCCGUCCCCUCUGCGACUGGGAGCACGGUAGCUGUGGUUUUAGGGGAGGAGAACGGGUACACGACAGCUGCCCUGCUGAGAAGAAACAUGCUGGUGGUGUCGGUACUUAGCCGCAGGCUGCACGUGUGGAUGGGGUCUAAGGGGCGGAGGAUCAGAUCCACGCCCAUCGACAUGACGUUCGCCGAGCGGGCGAUGGCGUACCGGGCGGGGCAAAAGCUUCCUGACGAGUUCGACCCGCUGCCAGCAGCCCCCGCAGAGACUACCACAGCACCCUCCUCGAAGACAGCCGGGACGGCAACAUCUCGAAAGGGGAAGGAAAAGGUAGCUUCGACGGGGGGAAAGCAAGGGACGGAGAAGAAGACAGGGCCCAGUGCGUCUGGGAAGGGGGGCAAGUCGGGGAAAGUCACCGGGGGCAAGAAGGGGCCAGCAGGCGCCGUGUCAGGCUCUGGAAAGAAAAACGCGGCGAGCGGUGCGGCGGCAGCCGCUAAGAAGGAGCCCGCGAAGAGGAAGGGUCCUGUUGCGGCGGAAAAAGAGGGUGAGAAGGCAGGAGGGAGCGAGCCCAAAGAGAAGAAACAACGGCAGAGGAAAGAGAAGGGGGGAACGGCGGAGGGAACGGCAGAGGGCGGCGGAGAGGGCCCUGCUAAGGACACGAAGGCCAAGGGGAGGAAGAGAAAGUCCGAGGGGGAAGGGGGGGAGAAAAGAAAGAACGGAAGAAGCGAAACAAGGGGGGGGAGAAGGGCGGAGAAAAACCGGCCGAAGGGGGUGGAGGUGGACCGUCGGCCGUCAGCGAUGAGGCGACCGAGAGCAGCCAGAGAGCGCCACGUGAGGAGUCACCAGCCCCUAGCCAUGCCGAGGCCUUGGCUUUUGUCGAUUACCUGA
Molecule: messenger RNA, 2091 nt
Organism: Klebsormidium nitens
Lineage: Eukaryota; Viridiplantae; Streptophyta; Klebsormidiophyceae; Klebsormidiales; Klebsormidiaceae
Source: the annotation of a GenBank genome assembly